GCUCUUGCGCUCCAAUCGCCAAACUGCUAAUCCAGAAAGCGAGCUUCACGUGAAUCCCCAAAGACUGCAUUCAUCACUGCGCCGAUGGAUUGUAAAACGUUUGGAGGAGAGUCCUCCGAGGGAGACACCGAAGAUCUGGACAGAGUGAAAGCACUAACAGAAAAGCUGAAGUUGCAGACUCGCAGACCGUCCUAUCUGGAGUGGCAAGAGAGAGUUGAGAGUCGACCGUGGAGGGAAAGUUACCCUGCAGACAGCCCGGACUCGGGAGGACAAGUCGUCUCCAUGCCUGCAAUUCUGAGAAAUGAGAACUCAGAGCUAGUUGUGCGCAAUAUAUGUGGCUUUGAUACCAUCGAUGAUGCGUUGGUGUUUCUGAGAAAAGAGCUGAGGGAGAUGCAGGUUCAGGACAACCGGCUGGCCCGCCAGCUGAUCCGUCUGCGUGUGGAGAUCCACAGGCUGAAAGUGGAGCAGGUGUGUGGCCGUCAUAAGGAGAUGCUGGAUGAUGCCACAUACGAGUUGGAGGAGUGUGGCGAGGAGUCGGACCUGCUGUGUGACAUCCCCAUGAAGGCUGCCUUCGCCCUGUCCACCCCGCUCAAACACCUGGGCCUCACCAAGAUGAACAUCAACUCCAGACGUUUCUCACUGUGUUAAAAACCCUUUGUUCGUGUUUCUGAGAAUGUUCCGUUGGCCUCCUCUGUGUUGUGUUGGCUAGAUAUUAGGCUUAUUUCCUCACCAGGAGCUGAUGAUAGAGUGAAGAGUGGCUGCCAGCUAUUGGUGCCCUGGGUGGAAAUGAAAAUGAAUGUGUACCCUGGCUUGUCAUGCAUGAGGAAGCCUCAGUGUGCAGACCUGUAGGGGCACACACCCUUAAUGCAGACACACCUUCCUGCUGGACGGAGCCCGGGCUGCUCUACUGUUGACUGUUCUUUGCUACAUGUCAUGUUAAUCACAGUAGAUAGAUGAAGGCUUAGGGGUAGACUGAAAUGUACAGGAAGGAAUGGGCAUUAUAUCUUAUGCCCAGGGAUUUGGUAUUGUAAAAAAAAAAGUUUCACUUGUGCCAAAGAAGUGCAAAACAGUUACAGGGAGACUAAUCACUUGCUAAAAAAUUGCCAUAGAAGAAGCCUUUUUCAGCCCUUCUGAGUUUGCAGGUAUGGUGGUUCUCAACCUAGGGUUCAGAGCAGUGGUGUAGUCUAAUGUAUUAUAGUGUGUAUGCUGUACUAUAUAUAUGAAUAUAUUGGCCUAUAUAUAUGGACCAGAAUCUGCCUUUAGGGGAAUGGGGGGCAUAUCAUAGUGGGGGGUCUGUCCUCCCCCAGGGAAGUUUUGAGCGUCAACAACUUCAUUUCCUGCAUUUGGAUACACUUAAUGCACCAAUUUACGGUGGAAAUAUACCUUUAUUUUGCCUAUGCGAAGAAAAAGAAAACGGAUGACAUUCAACAUAUCAAAAAUAUAAUGGAAAGGAUGUUGUUGCGUGUAUUGGACAUUUUAA
Messenger RNA from Perca fluviatilis (European perch), 1480 nucleotides. It is a transcript of the gene fam167b, whose product is annotated as family with sequence similarity 167 member B. The transcript has 2 exons. NCBI's taxonomy places the organism in Eukaryota, Metazoa, Chordata, Actinopteri, Perciformes, Percidae. The coding region runs from base 85 to 648 and encodes 187 amino acids. The record is from RefSeq and is a predicted model, not a curated record.